Molecule: messenger RNA, 813 nt
Organism: Quercus robur (English oak)
Lineage: Eukaryota; Viridiplantae; Streptophyta; Magnoliopsida; Fagales; Fagaceae
Product: calvin cycle protein CP12-3, chloroplastic-like
Exons: 1
Coding region: 132-560 (142 amino acids)
Biological process (GO): negative regulation of reductive pentose-phosphate cycle
Cellular component (GO): chloroplast
Source: RefSeq, a predicted model, not a curated record
CAAACAAAUAUAAAAUAGAAAAAGCACGAAGAAAACGAGAGAGAGAUCACGGAGAGAGAGAGACACUUUUUUUUAAAAGUUAAAACUAUUGUUCACGCGUCCAUUGUAGAGAUCGAACGAAGACCACCAAGAUGGCGUGUUUAGUGGCAGGGACAGGGGUCGUAGGUUGUUGUCCUCGCACAGUACGAGGAGGAGGAGGAGGCUCGUCGUUGUCGCCGAGAUCGGAGGCUUUGUCGUUUUCGAAGGUAUCAGUACUGGUACGGAUGGGUGAGGCUAAAAAGGGUUUGACGGUGAAGGCGAUGGCGGUGGCGCCGAAAUUCAUAGGGACGCAGAGGAAAGAGCAGCAGCUGGCGGAGAUGAUAGAGAAGAAGGUGAUAGAAGCGAAGGAGGUGUGCGGCGAGGACGGGAGAUCGGACGAGUGCAAAGUGGCGUGGGACGAAGUGGAAGAGAUUAGCCAAGCCAAAGCCGAUCUGAGGCUCAGGUUGGAGAAACAAGAUCCUCUCGAGUUCUUUUGCCAGGACAAUCCUGAGACUGAUGAGUGCAGACUCUACGAAGACUGAUCACUACUUUUCCAUGAUUUUGGGGGUUGUCUUUGUCCUAUUAAGUCCUUUUCCUUUUUUUUCUUUGCUUUUGUGUAUAUGCUUAGUUGCAUCUAUCUAUGUGUUUUUUUUUUUUUGUGCUGAAUAGUUGCAUCUAUCUAUGUUGUGCUUGGUUGCUGCCCCGGCAUAAUAUUUGGGAAUGGUGGACCUUGAUAACCUUUGAAAUCAAUCACAAAGUUUCGAUAAAAUUAAUGUAAAAUCUUGGUACUCUCUA